Molecule: messenger RNA, 465 nt
Organism: Yamadazyma jaroonii
Lineage: Eukaryota; Fungi; Ascomycota; Pichiomycetes; Serinales; Debaryomycetaceae
Source: the annotation of a GenBank genome assembly
AUGUUUUCAAGAAUCUUAAAACAAACAGUUUCUAAAAGAACUUUAACUAGUUCAUCAAGAUUAUUCCAAGCUCCAACCAAAGUAAAUUCACCAACCGCUACCAAAUUAGCUGAAGUUACCGGUCCAGAUUCAUCAUUAAUUGGUCCAGGUGCUCAACCAGGUACUAUUCCAUCAAAUUUAGAUCAAGCUACUGGUUUAGAAAGAUUUGAAAUGUUAGGUAAAAUGGAAGGGGUUGAUGUUUUCGACAUGGAAAACCCAAUCUUCGAAGGUUCAGGUACUAUGCAAGAUCCUUACCUUGUUCCAACUUACGUUGGUUACAGAUAUGUUGGAUGUAUGGGUAAAAAAGGUGAAGAACAUAGACCUUAUUGGUUAAAAGUUACUUGUGAUGAACCUGCUAGAUGUUGGCACUCAGGUGUUGUUUUCUUAGGUAAAUAUGUUGGUGCUCCAGAACACAGUCAUCAUUAA